Antechinus flavipes (yellow-footed antechinus) is the source of this 2227-nucleotide messenger RNA. RefSeq names its product tropomodulin 1 (gene TMOD1). Gene Ontology annotation, molecular function: tropomyosin binding. Gene Ontology annotation, cellular component: striated muscle thin filament; myofibril. The record is from RefSeq and is a predicted model, not a curated record. Lineage: Eukaryota; Metazoa; Chordata; Mammalia; Dasyuromorphia; Dasyuridae. Bases 370 to 1449 code for a protein of 359 amino acids. The transcript has 10 exons. Gene Ontology annotation, biological process: muscle contraction; myofibril assembly; pointed-end actin filament capping.
CGAUCCAGUAGUAGUAGCAGCCGUGGCUCCGUGCAGUGGGUUUGCAGCUGAAAUCUGUAGACCACCCUUCCUCCGCCCCCCACCCUCUAGUUCCUCCCCUUUCCUCUCCCUCUACUACCUUCAGCGGAACAACGGGAGGUUGCCCUGGCCAAGUAAGGGGCUCUUUAGGACCCGACGGCGGCAGCAGCUGCAGCAGCACCGGUAGCGGCACCAGCAGCAGCCGCAACUCCCUAAACGUCUCUCCCGCACACGUUCACUCUCGGCUGCGUCUCCGCCGCCUGGGAAAGCGAUCCCCAGCCAGCAGCCACCCAGCCUGUCCGCCGGCUCCUCGGGUCAUAAUUUUGUGCAGACCACAAGAAAGGUUACAAAAUGUCAUACCGAAGAGAACUAGAAAAAUAUCGGGAUUUGGAUGAAGAUAAAAUCCUGGGAGCAUUAACAGAAGAAGAGCUUAGGACACUAGAAAAUGAAUUGGAAGAACUAGACCCUGAUAAUGCACUAUUACCUGCAGGACUGAGACAGAAGGAUCAGACUACAAAACCACCCACAGGCCCUUUUAAAAGAGAUGACCUUCUGGAUCAUUUGGAAAAGCAAGCUAAAGAAUUUAAGGACCGAGAAGAUCUGGUCCCCUACACGGGAGAAAAAAGAGGGAAAAUAUGGGUCCCCAAGCAAAAGCCAAUGGAUCCUGUUUUGGAAAGUGUGACACUAGAACCAGAAUUAGAGGAGGCUCUAGCCAAUGCAUCUGAUGCAGAACUGUGUGACAUUGCAGCUAUCCUUGGUAUGCAUACUCUGAUGAGCAAUCAGCAGUACUAUGAGGCUCUUGGAAGUAGCUCCAUAGUAAAUAAGGAAGGCCUAAACAGUGUUAUUAAGCCAACACAAUAUAAACCAGUUCCUGAUGAAGAACCAAAUUCAACAGAUAUAGAAGAAACUCUGGAACGAAUAAAGAAUAAUGAUCCCAAACUUGAAGAAGUCAACCUCAAUAAUAUCCGGAACAUUCCCAUACCGACUCUAAAAGCAUAUGCAGAAGCAUUGAAGGAAAAUACAUAUGUGAAGAAAUUCAGCAUUGUAGGAACAAGAAGUAAUGAUCCUGUUGCAUAUGCACUAGCUGAAAUGCUAAAGGUUAAUGCUGUGUUGAAGAGCCUCAAUGUGGAAUCAAACUUCAUUUCUGGAUCUGGAAUCCUGUCCCUAGUAGAAGCCCUUCAGCAUAAUACUUCAUUGAUGGAAUUAAAAAUUGACAACCAGAGCCAGCCCCUGGGAAACAAGGUGGAAAUGGAGAUUGUGAGCAUGUUGGAACAAAACACAACUCUCUUAAAAUUUGGAUAUCAUUUUACACAGCAAGGCCCUCGGCUUCGGGCUUCUAAUGCCAUGAUGAAUAAUAAUGACCUUGUGAGGAAGAGGAGGCUGGCAGACUUGACUGGGCCCAUUAUUCCCAAGUGCCGAAGUGGCGUGUAGUUUGUGAAGCUGGAGACCUAUGCCUUUAAAUAGGAUAUCUGCUAAGAGUUUGUGCUAUAUGGGAGAACCCUAUAGAAAAAAACAAACAAACAAACAAAACACCUGCACAGUGUAUUUUUUUGUGGUUCAGUUCUGCAUUGCAUCUUUAUGCACUAAAUGUUUUUAAGUUAACUAGUGGUUGUAGUUGAAGAUUUUACAAACUAUGGUUAAUGUGAAGCUUCCUUUAGUCAUAGAAAUUCAAGAUGGUUAUUUUUUAAAAACUUGCUGAUUUCAUGGAAGAAUACAUAAUGGUACCAAAGCAAUUUAACCCCAUAAUAAUGUUUAUAUUCUUAUCCUGGGUAUUAGCUAGGUGAAUUUAGGUUGUGAUAUGCAUGAACAAACAAGCAAACUGUCCCAUCGGUUUUAGAAACAUUAUAAAAAACUUUAUUUUAAAACCUGAUCUCAAAUCUUUAGCAAAUAUAACAGUUUGAUAGUCAUUGUUAUGAUUCUUUUUUAAUUUUAAGAACUGAAUUUCAGAAUUGCACUCAACAAGUUAGGAGCUCAAAAACAUUGAGUUUCUAAUUCCUACAGAAAAACAGGAGCAAUAAGGCCACAUUUUCUUAACAGCAGUCACAGUUAUUGACAAACAAAAAUAAAAACAACAAAGAGGUUUUUUGAGUGUUUGGAAGUGAAUAUUCAAAAACUAGAUUAUAAGGUUCAGUUUCCAAAUCUGCCCCUCUUUUUCUCAACCCCCAUAUCUCCGCUUUAAUUUUCCUUUAAUAAAAACAACUUUAAUGCA